AUGUUUAUUAUUGAUAAAAUACUUGGCAUUAAAAUAUAUGGCACUUCCUGGCAUCCCUUACCAGGAUACUCCUUCUCUGUACCAAGAGGAAGAAAGAUAGCUGAGAAGUGGUCAAUGAUACCAGACAAUAUUGAUAUUCUAAUAACACAUACACCACCUUUGGGUCAUAAUGAUAUUUUCAGAGAUGGAACAAAAUGGGGUUGUGGAGAUUUAUUAAAUGCAAUUGAAAAAAGAAUUAAACCAAAAGUACAUGUUUUUGGACAUGUUCAUGAAAAUAAUGGUAUAACAAGUAAUGAUGAAACAUAUUUUAUCAAUGCUAGUAUAUGUUCACAUAAAUUAGAAUGUAAAAAUAAGUCAAUUGUUUUUGAUUGGAAUAUAAAAGAACAUAAUGUAUGUCAAAAACAUGUUGAAUACAAAUCACAGGAAUGA
Strongyloides ratti is the source of this 429-nucleotide messenger RNA. RefSeq lists its product as hypothetical. The transcript is spliced from 2 exons. Bases 1 to 429 code for a protein of 142 amino acids. The record is from RefSeq and is a predicted model, not a curated record. Lineage: Eukaryota; Metazoa; Nematoda; Chromadorea; Rhabditida; Strongyloididae.